GGCAUGGUGAGUUAGGUUCCCAGUUGAUCAGAUCUCUCAGCUUGCCCUUGCAGUUCUGAUAAUAGCCCGGAUUUUUGGCGUACUACCCCUGGCCGGAAUAAAUCCUAAUGGCAAGCCGGAAAAUGUUCGCUUUCGCUGGUUUUCGCCAUACAUUCUGUUUUUCGUCGUGGCAUUCACAUUUGUAAUCGCUGACUUUAUGCUCUCAACUAAGAUUGUACUGAACGAUGGCCUUCAGCUGUAUACCAUGGGCUCUUUGAGUUUUAGUGUGAUUUGCAUAUUUUGUUUCGGAUCCUUUAUAAAACUGUCCCGUCGAUGGCCCCAUAUCAUCCGGGAAACAGCGCUAUGUGAGCGAAUCUUUCUGAAGCCCUGCUAUGCGAACCAGGAAGGACUCAAUUUCACCCGAUUUCUUAGGCGAUGGGCAUUGAUCCUUCUGGUGGCCGCUCUAUGUGAGCACCUGACCUAUGUGGGAAGUGCGGCUUGGAGUAACUAUGUCCAGAUUCGAGAUUGCAAUCUGAAGGUGGGAUUCGUGGAGAACUACUUCCUUCGCGAGCGUCAGGAGUUAUUCUCGGUUUUUGAAUACCGCGCCUGGAUGGUGUUCUUUAUCGAAUGGAACACCAUGGCCAUGACUUUUGUGUGGAACUUUGGCGAUAUUUUUCUGUUUCUCAUGUGUCGAGGCUUGAAGAUUCGUUUUCAACAGCUGCACUGGCGUAUUCGUCAGAAUCUGGGAAAGCCGAUGGCCAAGGAGUUCUGGCAGGAAAUACGUUCGGACUUUUUGGAUCUGGAUAGCCUGCUGAAGCUCUACGACAAGGAGUUGUCUGGACUGAUUCUGGUCUGCUGUGCCCACAACAUGUACUUCAUUUGUGUUCAAGUCUACCAUAGUUUUCAGGUCAAAGGAGCCUUUAUGGAUGAGCUAUACUUCUGGUUUUGUUUGCUCUAUGUGAUCAGUCGAUUGAUGAACAUGAUGCUAGCCGCUUCCUCGAUUCCCCAGGAGAUCAAGGAUAUAUCGAAUACCCUGUACGAGGUCCGUUCGAGUCCAUGGUGCGAUGAACUGGGUCGUUUAAGCGAAAUGCUUCGCAAUGAAACCUUUGCACUCAGCGGAAUGGGAUACUUUUACGUAACCCGAAGGCUCAUCUUUGCAAUGGCUGGUGCCUUAAUGGGCUACGAACUGGUGCUGUUCCGGCAAAUGCAAGGUGCCGUGGUGCAGAAAAGUAUUUGCAGCCGCGGACCCGGUUCCUCCAUGAGCAUUUUCUUCUCUUAGCCCCUCUUAGCACUUCAUUUUCAUUUAUAUAUGCGCCAUAAGUCCUUCUACGUCGUAUUUGCACAAGAUUAUGCACAGAUAAGCACACAAUUGGCAUGGGAGCCAACAAUUAGCGGUGACCAGUGAAAAUUUGCGGGCUUGCCACAUGUCUGCGGGGGAUUGGUUGUCAGUCGAGUACGGAACAUGGCCAGGACCACUGGGGAUCCUGCCAAGCGACGCAGGUGCAUGUCUCGCAUCAAGUUCUGGCGAAGAUCGCGCGUGGGCAGCGAAGUCGUUGAAAAAGAUACAAAGCGAUUUAAGCUUUCCUUGAUAAAAGCUUGGCUUCUUCGCAUCAGACAGGAGGAUUAUAAGUACAGUGGAUCUUUCCAGGAAGCCAUCAAGCCUGUCCUCAUAAUCGCGCAGAUCUUUGCUUUGAUGCCAGUUCGAAAAGUGAGCUCCAAGUUCGCAGAAGACCUAACCUUCACCUGGUUCAGCGUUCGAUCCUAUUACGCCCUGGUAACCAUCCUGUUUUUUGGUGUUAGCUCUGGAUAUAUGGUGGCCUUUGUGACAAGUGUGUCCUUUAAUUUUGAUUCGGUGGAGACCCUGGUCUUCUACUUGUCCAUAUUCCUUAUCUCUUUGUCGUUUUUUCAACUGGCCAGAAAGUGGCCAGAAAUAGCUCAGUCAUGGCAGUUGGUGGAGGCCAAGUUGCCGCCUCUGAAGUUGCCCAAAGAGCGCAGAUCCCUGGCGCAGCACAUUAACAUGAUCACCAUCGUGGCCACCACUUGCUCGCUGGUGGAGCACAUUAUGAGCAUGUUGUCCAUGGGCUACUAUGUCAACUCCUGUCCCCGAUGGCCAGAUCGUCCCAUAGACAGUUUCCUGUACUUGAGCUUCUCCUCGGUCUUCUACUUCGUGGACUACACACGCUUCCUGGGCAUUGUGGGCAAGGUGGUCAAUGUGCUGAGCACCUUCGCCUGGAACUUUAACGACAUCUUUGUGAUGGCAGUUAGCGUAGCUUUGGCUGCUCGCUUUCGUCAGCUUAAUGACUACAUGAUGAGGGAGGCUAGAUUGCCCACCACUGUGGACUAUUGGAUGCAGUGCAGGAUUAACUUUCGCAACCUUUGCAAGCUGUGCGAAGAGGUGGACGAUGCCAUAUCCACCAUUACAUUGCUCUGCUUCAGCAACAAUCUGUACUUCAUCUGCGGAAAGAUCCUAAAGAGUAUGCAGGCCAAGCCGUCUAUAUGGCAUGCCCUGUACUUCUGGUUCUCGCUGGUCUACCUACUUGGUCGCACCCUCAUCCUGUCCCUGUACAGCUCCAGUAUAAAUGAUGAGUCCAAGCGACCACUGGUAAUCUUUCGAUUGGUUCCCCGGGAAUAUUGGUGCGAUGAGCUAAAACGCUUUUCGGAGGAGGUCCAAAUGGACAAUGUGGCUCUGACUGGCAUGAAAUUCUUUCGGCUAACACGCGGCGUUGUCAUUUCGGUGGCCGGCACAAUUGUGACCUACGAACUCAUUUUGCUGCAAUUCAAUGGCGAGGAAAAGGUGCCCGGCUGUUUCGAAAACUGAAUUUUGUGGAAGUGGCAGGGGGUUAAGUCCGCAAAAUAUAUACUUUGUUGCUGUGUUGGUCCUUAAUUAUAGAUAAGUGCAAAAC
Messenger RNA from Drosophila melanogaster (fruit fly), 2882 nucleotides. RefSeq names its product gustatory receptor 64d (gene Gr64d). The transcript has 12 exons. Gene Ontology annotation, biological process: sensory perception of sweet taste; detection of chemical stimulus involved in sensory perception of taste; detection of chemical stimulus involved in sensory perception of sweet taste. Gene Ontology annotation, molecular function: taste receptor activity. Gene Ontology annotation, cellular component: plasma membrane; membrane. Lineage: Eukaryota; Metazoa; Arthropoda; Insecta; Diptera; Drosophilidae. The coding region runs from base 197 to 1258 and encodes 353 amino acids. The record is from RefSeq and is marked reviewed.